Morone saxatilis (striped sea-bass) is the source of this 804-nucleotide messenger RNA. It is a transcript of the gene urm1, whose product is annotated as ubiquitin related modifier 1. Gene Ontology annotation, cellular component: cytoplasm; nucleus. Gene Ontology annotation, biological process: protein urmylation; tRNA thio-modification. The record is from RefSeq and is a predicted model, not a curated record. Gene Ontology annotation, molecular function: protein tag activity. NCBI's taxonomy places the organism in Eukaryota, Metazoa, Chordata, Actinopteri, Moronidae.
UGGUGGAGCGGAGCUGCUUUUUAAUGGUGUAAAGGAACAUCAUGUGACCCUUCCAAGCCAAUCGGACCCCUGGGACGUGAAGCAGCUGCUGGUCUGGAUCCAACGGAACCUGCUGAAGGAACGGCCCGAGCUCUUUGUCCAAGGAGACUCUGUGAGACCUGGGAUUCUGGUGCUUAUCAAUGAUGCAGACUGGGAGCUAAUGGGGGAGCUGGACUACCAACUACAAGACCAAGACAAUGUUGUGUUUAUUUCUACUCUUCAUGGAGGAUAGAAAAUGAAAUGCGGAAUAUAAACAUAUCCUUAACAUCUCUGUAACUGCCUUUUCACCACAUCUUCUGUAUUCUUCACUUUCUCCACCCCCCCCCGACACACACACACACACACAUCUCAACAACACGUCACCCCAUUGGACGCUGCGGAUGUGUCAGCCUGCACCAUGACAUCUGAGGUGAUUGAUGUCAGUCUGGAUGGUGGUUAGCAAAAAUAAAUAAACGUGGAAACUGUGAGACAGGAAUUCUGUGGACCGGACAGGUUUAAAGGGCAGCCACGUGAAGCUCUGGUUGUACUGGUCAACCACCCAGGUGCAAGUGUAAAUACCUACAGUUGGCGUGUAAACCUUCAUCUCCCUGCAUCUGCUCCUCCAACAUGACUGAAAGACAGAAUGACCUUAUCGUGGGGUCCACAAUGACCUUCUGUUCACCAGAAUAAAAAAGAAAAAGUAACACUUUACUUGAGCCGCUAACAACAUUUAUUAACUUGUUUAUAACAGAUGUAUUUGUAAGCAGAUAUAAGGACAUUUUAAGU